AGGGGAGCACGAGGGCUUGGGAGAGAGGAGACGGAGCAAAGGAAUCCACCUGCAAGUGCCGGGGAUCCGAGCGGAGGAUCAGUGCGGAGGAUCGGGGUGCUGGGCUGGGGCUCGGAGCGGAGGAUCGGCCCGCUAGCUGGAGGAUUGGGGCGCUAGGCCGGGGCUCAGGGGCACUAGGGACGGGGAUCAGGGCGGAGGCUCGGGGCGGAGGCUCGGGGCGCCAUGGGGAACAGUAAAAGCGGGGCUCUGUCCAAGGAGAUCCUGGAGGACCUGAAGCUCAACACCAAGUACUCGGAGGACGAGCUGUGCAAGUGGUACGAGAGCUUCCAGAAGCAGUGCCCGGACGGGCGCAUCAGCCAGGCCGAGUUCGAGAAGAUCUACGGCAACUUCUUCCCCAAGUCGGACCCCCAGGUCUACGCGCGCCACGUCUUCCGCAGCUUCGACACCAACGGUGACGGGACGCUGGACUUCCGGGAGUACAUCAUAGCCCUGCACCUCACCUCCUCCGGCAAGACCAACCUCAAGCUGGAGUGGGCCUUCUCCCUCUUCGACGUCGACCGCAACGGCGAGAUCAGCAAGAGCGAGGUGCUGGAGAUCAUCACGGCAAUAUUUAAGAUGAUUCCCCUUGAAGAGCAGAAAAUGCUCGCUGAGGAUGAAAACACCCCCCAGAAACGAGCCAACAAGCUCUGGGACUUUUUCAAAAAGGGGGAAAACGACAAAAUCGCCGAGGGGGAGUUCAUCUCCGGGGUGAUGCAGAACGAAGCCAUCAUGAAGCUGAUCCAAUACGAACCCAAGAAAUAGGAAGCCCAAGGUCCCAGGCCGGGAGGGGAACGGCAGGAACGGCAAACAGGAGGGAGAGUGCGGGCUGAGCAGGGGCGGAGUGAGAGAGGACGAGUGAAUGAGAAAAUGAUGGAACGGACAAAUGAAACGACACGUGUGCGAGGCGCCCGACCCCUUUCCCUGGGUAGCUGGAUCCUUUCCCCUCCUCCGCCAGCAGCCCGCUCUGGGCACUUCUAAACAGGCUGUCAUUGGGGGCCGAGGGAGGGGGGAACCCCACCGAGACCCCCGGGGUAGAAAGGAGCAGGGGAAAAGUGGAGGAGAUGAAAGAGCGGAUGAUGGAAAAGGAAGGAUAGGAGGAAGGAGAGAAAGAAAAAUGGAGCAAUGAAGGAGGAAGGAAAGUGGGGGAUGUAACAGGGAGGAAGGGGGGAAUGAGAAAGAACAGAGAAAAAAAAGAAGGCAGAGCAGCAGUGAACAGAGGGCAGAGAAUGGGAAAUGAGAGGAGAGAAAUAGCUGAUGGAAGAGAAGGAUCACGUAAAGAAGGUGCUGCCCAGACACAGAGUCACCAAGAUUGGGGCCCCGUUGUGCCGGGCGCUGCCCAGACAGAGUCACUGAGAUUGGGGCCCCGUUGUGCCGGGCGCUGCCCAGACACAGCAUGAGAGCCAAGGGUUGAACCCAGACAUCCUGUCUCUUCGUCUAACACUCCAGCCACAGCUCCGCAGCAAAAAACCCUCGUCAACUGGCACAAACCAAUGCCCUCCGUCUAGGGCCCUGAAAAGCGCUCUGCCCUCCUCCAUUUGCUCCUUCUCUCUCCCUGCACCCUUGGUCUGAUUCAUGCCCUCUCCCCGUGGGCCUCUAAUGCAGCUCUGUGGGGCAGAUCAUUCACCCCCCUCCCUCCUGCUGAAGCCUGUUUGGAAAACACCCCCCCAUCCCAGAUUCAUGUUGUGUUCUGCAGUUUGUGCUUCUGUCUCAUUUCUUCCCCACCCCAGAGCCAGCGGGAUUCCCCGCCCAGCGCUGGGGGGCGUGGAAGGAAGGGAGACAAAGGGCAUUUGUCUUACAUUGCUGUACUGGUGUCUGGUUUUCAAUAAAGAGCGUUGUGUGUAAACCAUUCGCCUGGCCUCUGGGGGGAGGGAGCGGGCCGGGGAGGAACCGAACCAGCCACCUGCAGGGCCUUGGGCACCACCAGCCCCUGCUACAGUUGGAAGGCAGCAGCCACCCGGCCUGGCCACUGGGGGCGAUACCGAGCCCUGCCAGAAGGGCGGGCCCUGAGCAGUGAAGUACCAAGUGCCGCCACUAGAGGGGGCAGGGGGAGCGGACAAACUAGGAGCCAUUCGUCCCUGACCCCCACCUCCUGUAACCACUAGACCCGUCCCCACUCUCCUCCCAGAACCGGGGAGAGAACCCAGGAGUCC
Caretta caretta (loggerhead turtle) is the source of this 2189-nucleotide messenger RNA. RefSeq names its product recoverin (gene RCVRN). The record is from RefSeq and is a predicted model, not a curated record. Gene Ontology annotation, molecular function: calcium ion binding. NCBI's taxonomy places the organism in Eukaryota, Metazoa, Chordata, Testudines, Cheloniidae.